Molecule: messenger RNA, 2424 nt
Organism: Ostreobium quekettii
Lineage: Eukaryota; Viridiplantae; Chlorophyta; Ulvophyceae; Bryopsidales; Ostreobiaceae
Source: the annotation of a GenBank genome assembly
AUGGUUGAGGAGGGCACCGGCGAGCAGGGCGCCCUGCCGCCCAUAGCCGUGCAGGCCUCCACGGGAUCUCCCCUGAUGACGCUGCCGUCGCUGAGCACCUACCUGCCGGAGGGCGGCCAGGACUACGAGUCGGUGACGAUGAGCCAGGAGGUGGUGUCCCUCACCUCGAGCACGAUAAUCAAUCAGAAGGCCUUCGCGAAUAAUCUUGGGAUCCCGGUGGGAGCGGUGGUGAACUGCAUGCCCCCGAGCGCAACCAAUUUUCCAUUGCUGCGGCAGUCACCUGUGUGCUGUUCGCGGUGCGGAGCAUACAUCAACCCUUACUGCAGGGUUGAGGUGUCUACAGGGCAGUGGACAUGCAACUUUUGUGGACAGCAGAAUGCCACCAAGACAGACAUGGUUGGAGAGGAGCUGCAGGUGUCUGCUGAGCUGACGUCAGAAGCAGUGGACUACGUUGAAGAAUCUCCCCUUCCAGAAUCAUCGCUGGGUGAAGAGGUGUUGCCCACUGGGCCUGUCCUGUUCUUGCUGGACUCCACAAUUGAUGUUGACGAUGCUGUCAGUGUCAAGGAGGCAGUGGCUCAGGUGUUGCGGCAACUCCACCCUGACACGCCAGUUGCCAUCAUCUCCCUGGACGCCUGCGUGUCGGUGCACAACUUGGGAACCAAGCCAGGGAUCCUAGAAUCGCACACGCUGCCGGGGCAAAUCGGCAGCCUGCAUCCCGGUGCCAGGGCCCUGUUCCUUGGCGCCUGCCCAAAAUUCUCGAAGAUCGGUUCCUGCUUGCCCACUGCAGAGUCUAUCGUGCAGAGCUUGACACCCUACAGACCAGAUCUGGUGGCCAUGGAGCGGCCCAGGUGCCUUGGCCCUGGCUUGCAUGAGGCCUUGCACCUGAUGCAGGACUUCAGGAAUGGGCAGAGCACUGGUGAUCAGAGUGCAACUGCAAGGAGAGGGGCAGAAGGGAGGGUGAUGGCGCUGGUAGGAGGCGGUCCAACCCAUGGCCCGGGGGCAGUGGCCUUGGAUGCCAUCGACAAGCAAGGGGAUGAAUCCUCUGUGAAGGAGGGCUUGAGCUUCUUUGCCAGGCUGGCAGCGAUGGCACACGGAGCUGGUAUCCCUGUGGACAUAUUCGCUGUAGGGCCAGCAGCAGGCCAUGCCACCAUCCUAGAACCAUUUUCCCGUGCUUCAGGUGGCAACUUCACAAUGCACACAUCUGUGACAUCACAGCUCCUUGCCAUGAGCAUGACAGCCUCCCUCGAUCGUCAAUUUGGGUCCCAUGGCAUUCUGGACGUCAGGUUGUCACAUGGCCUCAAAUUGGCAGCCAUCAUUGGCAGUGUUGCCGGCCCACUCAGACCCUGUGAAUCUGGUGUGCGAAAGCUGUCUUCGAAUGCCUGCAGUGUUGGCAGCAUGGAUGCAGGCAAGUCCUUUGGGCUAUGGGUGGAGGCAACGAGGGAUUUUGGCCAGGAAGAGCUGAUUCUGCAGGUGAUCAUGGCUUGGACGGACAGGUUGGGUGGGAAGAGGGAUCGUGUUGUCACCCGCAGAAUUGUGCCAACUGGAAACCUCAAUGAGUAUCUUCGUAGCAUCCAUGCCAUCCCAGCCUCUGUACUCCUUGCCAAGAAAAUUGUCCUGGAGCUGGCAAGAGCAGAAGCAGCACACAGCAUUCGCCGUUCGGAGGAUGUCAGAAUGGGGCUCAGUGCCAAACUGACUUACCUUGGACAGAAAUUCGGAAAGUUGCUGGAAAAGAAGGCCACUGGAUUUCUGGGGCUGGGCCUGCAGCAGAAAUGGUCUUGUCCACAGGAGCUGGGGUUCGUUGCACAGACUCUGUACCACCUUCAGCGCAGCACGAUGUUGACUCCUUACGCCCAUGUUGCGGAGCGUUCACUGCUGCACUCAGUCUUCCUUGCAUGCGCCUGCCCCAUGGCCGAGCGUAUGCUCGUGCCCAAGAUGUACGAGUUGGACCCCGCGCUGUUCAUCUUCCGGGAAAUCCCCCCACUGGACAUUGCACUGCGGUCGGACACAGCCGUGCUGCUGGACCACGGGGCCCAGAUCUUUGUGUGGGUGGGGCGAGAGGUUGCCAGGGAGUCUGGGGAGGGGCUGAGUGACGAAGCGACGUCGAUGGUGGAGACCUGUGAGAGGAAGGCGGUGGAGUUGUCAAAGGGGAGGUGCCCCAUACCAGAGCUGCAGGUGGUUGUGGAGGGGCACCCAAAGAUGCGGCACGUCCUGGUGACGGUCGUCCCUGCGCACAAGGACGCCGACAUCGAUCGCAAAUUGCAGUUCUCGAGGCCCGUUCUUGGGUCUGAGCUGAACUGGAAGUAUGCGAUGGCAGGCUCCCCGAUGGAAAGCGAGCCCAGCUUCUACCAGUGGUGCAGGAAUGCGAGCGUGGAGCCGCCGAGACAGGACUUGAGCUGGCCUAUGCCCAGGCUUUCGGCAGGAUAG